Molecule: messenger RNA, 850 nt
Organism: Saccharomycodes ludwigii
Lineage: Eukaryota; Fungi; Ascomycota; Saccharomycetes; Saccharomycodales; Saccharomycodaceae
Gene: SNP1
Product: U1 snRNP complex subunit SNP1
Exons: 1
Biological process (GO): mRNA splicing, via spliceosome
Cellular component (GO): precatalytic spliceosome; U2-type prespliceosome; U1 snRNP
Molecular function (GO): mRNA binding; U1 snRNA binding
Source: RefSeq, a predicted model, not a curated record
GUCAUCAUCAAAAUAUACAAAACGUUUAGAGACAAUUAUUAAACCAAGCCCAAAUUUACGCUACGUUGAACCCAUCGAUUAUCCACUUAAUGAAAGAAAAACUGACCCAUAUAUAGAUGGUGUUUCAGCCAUUAUAAAUACUAGUACCAACAAUUAUAAAAAGGGUGAUAACACUUCCCUGAUAAAACAAUAUUUACAAGAUUUUCCCGUCAAAAACACGGUAACUUCCACGUUAAACGCCAACAUAGAUAAGAACGAGCAUCAUGCUCCAGCUUUUAGUACCCAUUUAAGACAAAUACAGAAAGAAUUAGAGAAUUGGAAUCCUCAUAAGGAUCAAUUUACUAAAGGAACAGACCCGUAUAAGACAAUAUUUGUAGGGAGGUUACCGUACUCAGUCGAUGAAGUGGAGUUGCAUAAAAUUUUUAUAAAGUUUGGAGCCAUUGAAAAAUUACGAAUUGUUCGAGAUAUAAAAACGAACAAAAGUAAAGGAUAUGGUUUUAUUACCUUUGGAGAACAACAAUCUGCGAAAAAUUGCUAUAAAAGUAUUGGAACACAUGCCGGAAUGAUAAUAGAUGGAAGACCGAUUAUUGUAGAUGUCGAACGAGGGAGAACAGUAAAGUACUUCAGACCUAGAAGAUUAGGUGGCGGCCUUGGUGGGAGGGGAUAUAUGAAGAGGUAUUUGGAAACAAAACAAAUAAGCGAGAAAGAGUUGAAUUCAAACGGUAACAAAGGUCUUGGUAAUAUUCUUAAGCAUAAACAUAGUAACAGCAGCACCACCCAAAAUAUCAAUAAUAAUAAGAAAGUCCGUUCAAAUAAAAAUUUCAAUAAAGCCAAAAAUGAUGGUAAGUGA